Dacryopinax primogenitus is the source of this 1827-nucleotide messenger RNA. Its product is annotated as P-loop containing nucleoside triphosphate hydrolase protein. The annotation marks the transcript as partial. Lineage: Eukaryota; Fungi; Basidiomycota; Dacrymycetes; Dacrymycetales; Dacrymycetaceae. The record is from RefSeq and is a predicted model, not a curated record. The transcript has 4 exons. Gene Ontology annotation, molecular function: ATP hydrolysis activity; ATP binding.
GCGGAUAAAUACCGCGAGUACUGCUUCACCGUGUACCGCAAGUUCAAUUCGGACAACACCGAUUCGUUCACCCUCAUCCACAUCAAGAGUCCGUUCCUAAAGAAGGCGGGGAAAGCUGUAAUCGGCAACAUUCCGGGUGUUUCGUGGAACCCGGCAGUAAUUGAUCCCCAAAUCCUGCUUGCCUGGCUUCCGUACAUGCGGAAACACUUGGACACGCUCAAGACGAACGAAGCGCCUACAGAGGAUGAGACGACUAUGAUUACUCAUCUGACCAUCCUGGUCGAGUUCCUCGAGUCGGAAUACCAGUCUACCCUCGAACAAGUGAGUGGUCUUGUGCCCCACGGAGAAGUCUCCUUCGAGCUUCUCUGGGCGAUCCUCCUCCCCCGUACCCUGAUGUACACAUCCUGCUCGACAACCGACCAGUCUCGCGCCGUUGAGCUGAUUGGCGCUGAGCUGCAUACCCCAUGGCCAUCACCGCACUACUGGGAACUCGACUGUCGAUAUGUCGAUUCGUGCGCUUCCAUGUCGGACGAGCACGCGAAAUUCGGCCAUGCGAAGAUGACCAUCCGCAUCCCGCUAUUCAAAGGUUCGGCAAAGAUCACAAGUCUGGCAGCUUAUCCGAUGAAAUUCCACACGCGGCAGGACGAGCUGCGUGCAAAGCUGAUCGCCCGUGGCAAGCGAUGGGUUCAGCUGGAAGGGAUGCACCAUCUUGCGUACGACGGAGUAUCAUUCAAGUUCGUCCAGGCGAAGAAGGCGAGAGUCACUGUGAGUGUCAAGGGGCGCGUCAUGAUCGACAAGAAGACGUUCAAGCGGAUCAACGCUAACUACCCUAUCCCUACUGUCGAGGGAUCAAAGGACAGUGAGGAGGACAGUUACGGUUACCGACGAGACGACGACGAGUUUGAUGAAGAGGAUAACGAGCGGGAAGAGAUCUUGCUGGUCAACGAGCUCAACGACGAUCAGCUAAUGCUGACUACUCCUAUCGUGUACGGGUUCAGUUUAGUUGACAAGGUUUGGCUGGAAUUCAACGUCGAUCAUGUUAAAGAGAUCACAUGGAACGACGCGGCAUUCAGUAAUCUCGUACUACCCCCUGCGCAGAAGGAGCUCAUCCAGUCCUUGGUUGAAGCGCAUUCCCAGAACGAGAAGUUCGAUGACUUCAUCGAGGGCAAGGGACAGGGUUUGAUCUUCAACUUGUACGGCCCUCCGGGUAUUGGGAAGACCAUGAGCGCCGAGGCAACGAGCGAGCAUGUCCGGAGGCCGCUGUACGUCGUGAAAUCGAGCGACCUGGGAAUCCAGGCCGAGCAACUAGACACGGCGAUCACCGAGGUCUUCGAUAUCGCGCAUACUUGGGGUGCCGUCGUCCUCCUUGACGAGGCGGAUGUGUACAUGGAGGAACGGUCGGUGCACGAUCUGGCUCGAAACGCUCUAGUUGCAGUGUUCCUUCGACAACUAGAGUACUUCCGCGGCAUCCUCUUCCUAACCACAAAUCGUGUCAAGACAUUCGACGAAGCGUUCCAGUCGCGUAUCCAUGUCUCGCUGAGAUUCAAGGACCUGGACCGUGCGGCGAAGCGGAAGAUUUGGUUGGCGUUCCUGAUUAAGGUCGGUCUCCAGCAGAGCGACCUGGAGGAGGAACAAUGGGAGGAGCUGGCACUGAAGAAGAUCAAUGGACGGCAGAUCAAGAACUGCGUCAGGACAGCCCAGGCGCUGGCUGUGAGCAAGAAGGACAAGCUUGGCUUCAAACACCUGAUCCAAGUCCUCACUAUUAUGGAUCAGUUUGAACAGGACUUUAACCAUCCAAUUGGUGGAGAGGUCCAGUUCUAUAACUGA